Messenger RNA from Daphnia pulicaria, 706 nucleotides. RefSeq lists its product as uncharacterized. Lineage: Eukaryota; Metazoa; Arthropoda; Branchiopoda; Diplostraca; Daphniidae. Gene Ontology annotation, biological process: translational initiation. The transcript is spliced from 3 exons. The record is from RefSeq and is a predicted model, not a curated record. The coding region runs from base 180 to 638 and encodes 152 amino acids.
CAACUCUAGCAGACGUUUGUUUUCAAAACAAGUCGAUUAACGAGUAGAAAAUUAUUUUUGAUUCUUUAAGUUUGUAUUUGCCAUUUGGUUGCUGCUAAAGAUUUUAUACUUUUAUUGCACGAAUAUCGAGGUCAGUUUAAAUAUGAACGACUGUCCCUGUAUGUGAUGCAAUUCUAACCAUGAGUCGGGUGAUUAUAAGCCAAGCUCGAAGGUUUACCUUGGAAGCUAAAAAUCAAUUUCGCCCCCACGCAAAAGUAAAUACUAUCAAGUUAGGUUCGUCGGAAUUAAUUCGUCAUUAUUCUUCUUCAAUUGAUUCACAACUCCAUGAUGAAGGAUUUGCCAAACUUAAGAAGAAGUCUCCCAAGAUGAUUACAUUUAAAGAUAAAAUUGAAAAGCAUGACUUGGAUGCAAAAUUAAACAAUAUAAAGAAAUGGCUUUCUAAGGGCCAUUUUGUUAAAGCAUCCAUCUCAAAUGUUUCAAAAGAUGAGAAAAAAGUGGAACAAAUGUAUAAUGACUUGAUGAAGGAACUUGCAAAAGAAGGCAAAUUCAAAAUGUUUAAAACUAGCAGCAGAGAAACUAAAUUCAGCAUAGAACCAAUAGAGAAUAUUGAAACUGAUGAGCAAAAGAACAUAACAUAACAUGGCUAAAUAUUUCCUUUGAUCCUAGUUUGAGUUACAAUACAAGUGGAAAGAAAUUGUCACAUUGA